Molecule: messenger RNA, 1686 nt
Organism: Erigeron canadensis
Lineage: Eukaryota; Viridiplantae; Streptophyta; Magnoliopsida; Asterales; Asteraceae
Product: cytochrome P450 77A3-like
Exons: 1
Coding region: 1-1566 (521 amino acids)
Molecular function (GO): heme binding; monooxygenase activity; oxidoreductase activity, acting on paired donors, with incorporation or reduction of molecular oxygen
Source: RefSeq, a predicted model, not a curated record
AUGGAAAGUUUUGAUAUUCUGAUAGCCUUUGUAACAUGUCUUGUUUGUUGUUUGUGGUGGAAACGUCAUUCCAUCGGUUCUGGUGGGAAGAAAAACCUCCCACCAGGACCACCAGGUUGGCCGAUUGUUGGCAAUCUGGUCCAAGUCAUCCUUCAAAAACGUCCAUUCAUGUAUGUCGUACGUGACUUACGCACAAAGUAUGGUCCGAUUUUUACUAUGAAAAUGGGCCAACGUACCUUAAUUAUUGUUACAAGCUCCGACCUCAUUCAUGAAGCCUUGGUCCAAAAGGGUCCGAUUUUUGCUAGCCGACCACCUGAUUCCCCUAUCCGACUAUUGUUUAGUGUAGGAAAAUGUGCCAUCAACUCUGCUCCAUAUGGUUCGCUCUGGCGGACCCUUAGAAGAAACUUUGUAACAGAGUUGAUAAACCCAACACGGAUCCGACAAUGUAGCUGGAUCCGAAAAUGGGCUUUUGAAGAGCACAUGAAAAUGUUAAAACAUGAAAAUUCCAAAAAUGGUUUUGUUGAAGUGAUGAGUACUUGUAGACUAACAAUAUGUAGCAUUUUGAUUUGUUUAUGUUUUGGUGCAAGAAUUUCAAAAGAAAAAAUAAAAAACAUUGAAAGCAUACUCAAAGAUGUGAUGAUGAUCACCAUGCCGAAGCUUCCGGAUUUCAUGCCGGUGCUUCUCCCACUCUUCCGCCGUCAACUGGUGGCAGCUAAAGACCUGCGACGGAGGCAGAUGGAGUGUUUGGUCCCAUUGAUAAGAGCAAGACGAGCUUUUCUUGAAAGCCGAGAAGAUAACAUGAAAAAGCCGAGUAUCAACAUACUCAAACCGGAUGGUUUGGAGAUGGUGAGCCCGGUUGGUGCUGCUUACAUUGAUUCACUUUUCAAUCUUGAACCGGCCGGUCGAGGGAGGUUAGGAGAAGAAGAGCUAGUGACUCUGGUAUCAGAAGUCAUCAACGCUGGUACGGAUACCAGCGCGACUGCUAUCGAGUGGGCAUUACUCCAUUUAGUUAUGAACCAAGAAAUCCAAGAAAAACUAUACAAAGAAAUAAUACAAAAAGUUGGAGUAAAUGGUGUGGUUCAAGAAAAUGAUGUUGAAGACAUGAUAUAUCUAUCAGCAAUUGUUAAAGAAACUUUUCGGAGACACCCUCCUAGCCACUUUGUACUAUCACAUGCUGCUAUUCAGCCAACAGAGCUCGGUGGCUACACGAUUCCACCGGACGUGAACGUCGAGUUUUACACAGCUUGGGUGACUGAAGAUCCGAAUGUCUGGGAAGCACCAGAAGAGUUUCGACCCGAGAGGUUUUUGGAAGGGGGAGAAGGGGUGGAUGUGGAUGUAACAGGAAUGAGGGGUGUGAAGAUGUUGCCGUUUGGUGCAGGCAGGAGAAUUUGUCCGGCAUGGAGUUUGGGGACGUUGCAUAUUAACAUGUUGCUUGCUCAAAUGGUUCAUGCAUUCAAAUGGGUCCCGGAUCCAAACAACCCACCCGACCCAACUGAGACAUUUGCUUUUACUGUCGUGAUGAAGAAUUCCCUUAAGGCAACUAUUUUGCCCAGACAUACAAUCUGAUCAAUCAGUGAUAUAUUAUGCAUGGCUCCGAUUUCAUCAUCAAGUUAUUAUAUGGCUACUUUAAUUUGAUUUGGGUGUUUUUUUUUUAAUCAGUAUUUAUUAUGUUAAACAGUUUGGUAA